Rhagoletis pomonella (apple maggot) is the source of this 4156-nucleotide messenger RNA. Its product is annotated as pneumococcal serine-rich repeat protein. The transcript has 5 exons. NCBI's taxonomy places the organism in Eukaryota, Metazoa, Arthropoda, Insecta, Diptera, Tephritidae. The record is from RefSeq and is a predicted model, not a curated record. Gene Ontology annotation, molecular function: growth factor activity. The coding region runs from base 464 to 4048 and encodes 1194 amino acids.
UAAAAACAUAUUUAUAUAAAGGACGCCAGAAAAGCUUAAGAUUUAAAAAAUUAAAUAUGUGUGCGAAAAUCGAAUUACCUUUUGUUAGGUAAAUAUUAAAAAUAAAAUAAGAAUAAUAAACAAAUUUCGACUCCAAACACCAUUAAAGUUUUACUAUUAGCCAACGCUAUUUUCAAAAAAUAUUGUAAGCAUAUGAAAAAAUAUUUAAAGGCACACUAAAAAUUAUAUUCGAAAAUAGUUUAAACACAGGUUAAACAAUCCAAAAACAAAGUAAUUGAAAAGAGUUUCGAUUAAAACAAAAAAAGUAUUGGAUACUAAUGCAAAUUUAAAAUAAAUUCAAUACUACAAAUAUUUCGCUGUUUUGUGGACUUCAUCAAUGGUCGCUUCUCGUCGUAAAGCGUAGCCGAAUGCGAAUCUUAAUUACAUGCAAAAUAAAUGGGUACAAUGAGGCCAAAUAAAUACGAUGUUACCACAGCUUACGGUCUAUGCCAAGAUUAUUUACCUCCUGAUGGUGGUGAUUUCGGGUGCAUUAUGUACAGUAGAAGAUUAUGUAAUAAUGUCACAGUGUGCACACAACAAAGCCAUACAUGUAGCUGCGGAAGGAACAGUCUCAGUGACAGACAUUUCACAGACACAAAAUAUAACGAUAGUCGGCCUUCCGGACUAUGUGAACAACAAUCUCAAAAUAGCACUGUACGCAAAAGAAACACAACGGUACCUGUGUUUCAACGAUCAGUGGAAACUAGUUGGAAUGAAAGAACUGCGCGACACCUGCUACUUCAACGAAACCAUCGUACACGGUUAUUUCGUGUUUCGUUCCGUAGUCGAUCUGCAGCGACGUGUCGGCUUCACGCACCGAGGUAAGGCGGUCGGGCCGAAGAAGAAUGUCAACGAUGCCUGCUAUUUGUUCACAAAGAUACAGGCCGAUCAGUUUUUCCAUCAGCACACCAACUAUUUUGCACCGAGAGCGAAGAACACCAAAAACAUCAGCGGCUUACAAACAACAGCAACAACGCAUACGCAUACGACAUCGGGGGCCUCAGCAAGAUUGUCGUCACAGCGGGCGGCGCUCUCGGCGGCGGCAACCGCAACAGCCACCGCAACUGCAACUGCAACUGCAACAGCGUCGCAACGCAGCAGCAAUAAGAUAUCGCGUAAUCGCAGUAACAACAAAAAUAAGCGAGUGAAUGAGAUGCGCGGCAAUAGCAGCAACAACAAUAACGACCAAAAUGAAGAGUACACUUAUGGCCAUAGUAGCAAUUUAAGCAGCAAUAGCAACAAUAACCAGAGCAGUAGCCACCACAACAACAAUAGUAGUAAUUUAGUUAGUAAUAGUCAGCAGCAGCAACAUCAAGUAGUUGUAAGUCAGCAAAAGCAUCACAACAACAGCAACAGCCGUACACGUGAGCAUGUUCGCCAACAGCAGCAGCAGCAGCAUCAAGUGCGGCAUCACCACAACGAUCCAAAUUUGAUUGCGCGCCGCCACCAACAUGAGCACAAGCAGAAGCGUCGGCAGCAUCAGCGACAGCAGCAGCUGCGCCUGCGUCUGCGCAGCGGCAAAAUAACUAGUCCAGCAGCAGCAGCAGCAACAACAACAACAGCAGCGCAGGAGCAUGCAUCAGCAACAACGCAAGCUGCUUUCGGAGUGACUGCGACGGCAGCAGCAGUGGGCGGCGGUUGGAAGGAGCGCAAGCGCAAUAAAAGCGUUGACGAGCAGGCAGUUGGGCAACAAACUGCAACGGCGAUAAAUUCUGCUGAGCAGGGCCCGACUGCAACUACAACAACUAUGAAAACAACUACAAUUGCGAAUAAACGCAAGGGCCGACGAAGAAAAGUAAGGAAGCAGAAGAAACAGCAGCAGAAGCUAGAGCAGCAAAUGUUGCCACUACGUGCGCGUCCGCAGCAAACGCGGCAGGACGACGCCUCGCCAACGCAAACCACAUGGUGGUGGAAUGAGUCGCCGACGCCACCGCUCUUCUCGUCGUCCACUUCGCAAGCGCUGGCAGAUGGUGUAAGCAGCAUUUCGUCGGCAACAACAAACGGCGAUUACAGCGGCGAGUGGUUAUCUUCGCCAACUACAUUCGCCAGCACAGCAGCGGCAAGUCCACUGGAUGCCUACACAGCCUCAUCUCCAUCGUUGUUGUCGUCAUCGGUGUCGUCAAUUGCGUAUUCGGCGUCAACAACCGAUGUUACUGACGGCUUUUCCUCGCUCACGCCUACAAGCGACUAUAGCAACUUCACCGAUUUUACCAGCGGGGCGUGGGCAGAUGAGGCACUCAACUCUACACUGCUUGCUGAGAUGGACGACAGCAACAUGUCGCCGGAGCCAACCUCAGCAGCAGACAAUCAACUAAACAGUAUUAAUUCCCAACCACAACACUAUACAAAACUCAAUGGGGCGGGGUCAGCAUCGGAAGAGCAAGAUGUGGCAUCCACGUCGACAAUGUUGACCGAAAGCAGCGAUCACAGCUGGUCACCAGCAACCGUGGGCACAGAAGCGGCAGCAGUAAGCGAUAGUGAUGUUGCUGAAACAAUCUUUCCAGCGCCCACAGCAGCUUUAGAGACCGUAAGCGAUGCAGCUACAGCGACUUUACCAGACGACGUCAAUGCCACAGUGGAAACGCAAACUGCUAAUGACGCUGAUUUGUAUGCAACAAUGAAUUCUACCUCUAGUGAAACCGAAUUGGAAAGUAGCAGCAGCAGCAGCGACGGCGCCUUCACUGAAGACCUGGCAGAUGUUGCUGCCACAAUGAUAACAACUGUUGAACACCGAGACGUCCACAUGGCGGUAAACGAGCAGGAAAAUAACAAAAUGGGCGUCAGCCAGAAGCGGAAGAGACCAUCCAGCAUUGCUGCCAGCAUAGCUACACUUUUGUACAAUCAAUUUCUGGCGACCAGCAGCAGUAGAAGCAAUAACAAAUACGCUUGGAAACCGCGACGUGGAGACGAAUACUCAGAUGAAGCAGUUGCGCUCACUGCGCGACCAGCAACAGAAGCCACAGAAACCGAGCUCCUAUUAGACGAUCGCGCAGCGUGGUGGCAGCAACAUAUGAAUCAUAGUGGCAGCAAUUUUUGGGAUAAGGGCUUCGCUGAAUUGUCGCCUAGCGCGAGCGCCGAUUACGCCUGGCACAAGGUCAGCAAGCAAAGGAAUGAGAGUAAGCGCAGACAGAUAAACAGAAGCGGCGAAAGCGUAGUUGCUGAAUCAGUGUCCCAGGAACCGCUGCAGACGCUAGUGGCCAGCGAAUCCAGCCUUAGCUACAGCAAGAAAUACUUGGGUGGUGAGGGAAAGUUGCACCGACAGGGCAGCAAGUUGUACAUCAACAGCAACAAGUUGCAAACACCAGCAGCAGGCAUAGCACAAGGGUACAGCAGCACAAUGGCAACAUCACGUGCCGCAGCUAAAACAACAAUAAAGACGGCAGUAGGUGCAACGAAUAGUACAACUCCAUCGAAAACAAUGACAACGACAUCGCAGCAGCACAUCUAUCCGAUGAAACAAUUACUGGGAAACAAAACCAUCUCGCCGCUCAACAAUCCGUUGCAACUACAGCACUUUGACGGCAACAGCAAUCACUUGGCACAUCCACCAACAGCCAACACACUCAUCCCAUUAACUUUAUCAGCCGCGCCAGCCAGCUCAACUGCGACGACCAGCGAAACGCCAACUUCGACAGCUGCCGUCGCAGCAGCGACCACCACGAAGAAGGCGAUACGCAUAUCGACGCAAAAGCUGCUGGCCACACCUUUUCACCAACUGACCUAUGUGCGGAACAACGCUGGCGACAUUGACAUCGACAAUAUUGACAACAUCAGCGUCUAUCCAGACCUAAUGGAGGACUCUGGCGAGUUGGCAGAACAACAUUCUACCGAGCGCAUAGCGACCGACGCGACGCGCAACAGUCGGCUGACCAUCGUAAGCGGUUAUCUGCCCACCUCAGCGACGGCGACAUUACCCGAAUCGAUACGGCUAGCAAAGGUCAAGAUAAAUAAGGAAAGGAAGCGCAUGAUGAGCUUGAGGCAAAGGCGUGGAGGAAGGCGACACGCGUAAUCGAAGAAAAGCCGCUCUUAGUCGAUAACUGUCAUACCUAAACAAAAGCGUCAGCGUUGUCUGGCUGUCAAAAAAUUCUCAUGCCCAUACAAUUUGUAUGAAGCAUAC